UAUGUUUCCGGCCGGACUGUUGGUUCUGUGGUCCCUUUUGGGGGAGUGGAAACUAAAAGACGCCGGAAGUCGCGAAGCAUGUCCAGCUUCUCUAGGGCGCCUCAGCAAUGGGCCACGUUUGCUCGAAUGUGGUAUCUCUUAGAUGGCAAAAUGCAGCCCCCUGGCAAACUUGCGGCUAUAGCGUCACAAAGGCUCCAAGGAUUACAUAAACCAGUGUACCAUCAACUGAGUGACUGUGGCGAUCAUGUUGUCAUAAUAAACACAAGACACAUUGCGUUUUCUGGAAACAAAUGGGAGCAGAAAGUGUACUCCUCACACACUGGCUACCCAGGUGGGUUUAGACAAGUAACAGCUGCACAGCUGCACCUGAAGGACCCAGUGGCGAUUGUGAAAUUAGCUACCUAUGGCAUGCUACCUAAAAACCUGCACAGAAGAACAAUGAUGCAGAGGUUGCAUCUCUUUCCAGAUGAGGAUAUUCCAGAAGAUAUUCUUAAGAAUUUAGUGGAAGAGCUUCCUCGGCCACGGAAAGUGCCUAAACGGCUGGAUGAGUACAGCCAAGAAGAGAGAGAGGCUUUCCCAAGAGUGUGGGCUCCACCUGAAGAUUAUCGACUGUAGGAAAAUGGAAAUGGUCAAAAACAACAGCAAGUAACUGAAUAGUUCAUGAGGAAUUUCCAUGACCGAGGACAAAGAAAACAGCGCUUGAUCUUGCUGUGCAGACACUCGAAGACAGGCCUCAGCAGGAGAUUGCAGUAGAACAUAUUACAUUACAGAAGUGUCUCAUAGAACCUGGUUUAAAUGGUGUAAAUGUUAAUAAAACUGCUUACUUAGUUAUCUA
Molecule: messenger RNA, 835 nt
Organism: Arvicola amphibius (Eurasian water vole)
Lineage: Eukaryota; Metazoa; Chordata; Mammalia; Rodentia; Cricetidae
Gene: Mrpl13
Product: mitochondrial ribosomal protein L13
Exons: 7
Coding region: 79-615 (178 amino acids)
Biological process (GO): translation; negative regulation of translation
Cellular component (GO): mitochondrial large ribosomal subunit; ribosome
Molecular function (GO): structural constituent of ribosome; mRNA binding
Source: RefSeq, a predicted model, not a curated record